This is a messenger RNA of Cutaneotrichosporon oleaginosum, 1055 nucleotides long. RefSeq lists its product as uncharacterized. Lineage: Eukaryota; Fungi; Basidiomycota; Tremellomycetes; Trichosporonales; Trichosporonaceae. The record is from RefSeq and is a predicted model, not a curated record.
CACCGGAUCGCACCUUCAGCGAGGAGCUCUUCUACCAUUACUCCUCCUCGUCUUACUCAGACAUGAGCUUAGCCCGCCGCGUUCAGACAAGCGUGCACGGGGCCCUCAUCGGCCUAGCUAUUCCUUACAUAUGGCUCAACAUCACUCUUUUGGCGUCGGACGCACCGUCCGGCAGAUACUUGCCAGCUGCCCUCAUGGUGAUCGCUUGGGUCUUACUAGUGGCUGUCUUGGUUCUCAUGAGCAAGCGUGAUGGUCUCGACCCAUUUCAGCUAAGCUUGCAGGAUGGCGUCUCCCUUGCGUGCGCCUUCAUGCAUGGCGCUGUCUGUAAUCUCGAGUUGCGGAGGGGGCAUUCGCGUGCUCUACACACCAUCACCUCCCUCAUCUCCACUGUGGUGUUCGGUACACUUUGCAUGGGGGCCAUAGUGAUUCACCCCAUGGUGUCGAGGGGUAGCGAGGAGGACGCUGCCAUGGGACUGGUGAUGGAUGGCGGUGAGGAAGGAGCGCUCAGCCUCACCAACUCGCCGCGAAUCGAGUGGCCACACUUCUACACCUCGUCGCGCCUCAAGGUGUACCGCCUCGCUGCAGCAGUGUGCCUUGUCUCGCUGGCCAGCGUCACAGAGAGGGCGAUCCGCCGUGGCAUUGGGUUUCUCCCUGGGCUGAUGCUGAUAACCUUCAUGGCUGUUAGCGUCGCACUUUCGCUAAUCGUCAACGGCCCCAGGGAUGGCAAAAGCACCAAUCCAUACUACCGCCUGGCGAAAGGCACUCUAGUUGCGGCGAAUACCCUCCUGAUCGUCUUUGCGUACACCUUCGUGUUUGCUAGCUGGGCGGUGCUUCUUCGACCAUGGCCCAUCGUGCUAUUCUGUCUUUCAUCCGUGUCGCUGCUGAUUGCAGUUGUGCGGUACGACCAAGUUCACCCUAACGAGGACGCUGUGCGCCCGCCUAGCACCGACGUGGAUGCCACCACCCUCUUUGACCCCGAGACCGAAGGGAUUGAAUCAUAGGUAGAGAUCAUGUCACAGUAGUUAGCCAGUAUCCUACGUCAAUUGUUCGCUGCA